UAUUUCAUUGGGGGGUCAUUAGGUAGCCAUCGUGUUCCGGUACGAGUCUCUUGACCGAUGAAACUAGGGAAAGCUGUUUUGUUUGAUUAAAACAGCCUUUCUCACUCUGUUUUAAGUCAAAAGUUACAGCUGACUGAGUGUCCCUCUGCGCAUGGUGCCUGAUGGGCGGCUGGUCGCGAACUGCGGUGUUGGAGCUGUACAGAGCGCUGCUCCGGGCGGGACGCCACCUUCAGUACACGGACCGCAACUACUACCAGCGUGCCGUGUCCCGCGAGUUCCGCCGCUGCCAGGCCCUGUCCACGCCGCAGGACAGAGAGGAGGCACUGAAGAGGGGCCAGUUCUUCCUCAGCAGUCGCCUGGGAGGCCUGGUCUAGUGUCAUUGGGAGAACCACACACCUCCUAGACCGGGCUGUUCCAGACAUCCAGUGUUGGACUAGCAACAGCAGACAGAAUGGCUGGGGUCGGUGGCGAUCAGAAGGGGAAAAAAGACGACAAUGGGAUUGGCGGCGCCAUCGACUUUGUGCUGUCCAACGCCAAGCUGGUGCUGGGAGUCGGGGGGGCAGCUAUGCUGGGCAUCGCCACGCUGGCCGUCAAAAGGAUGUACGACCGAGCUAUAAGUGCUCCCACCAGCCCAACCAAGAUGGACCAAUCAGGUAAGAGGAGCUGGGAGGAGCCAAGCUGGUUGGGGUCGUCACCGCGGUUACUGAACUCCGACAUGAAGUCGACGGUCAGUCGGUCGCUGCAGACCCUGCCCACAUCCUCGAGCACCUUUGAACCAGGUAAGCUAAUCCGACAGCCUUUCCGCGGUACGGUGUUGGUGUGCCUUCCUCUCCUGUCUGAGGUUCAUAAUGCUGAGUAUAAGUUGCUUUUGUCCCUGUUGGUGAAAGUGUCCAUAAACUACAGUAACCGGCGGGGGGAUGCCGGGGGGGGUCGGGCACCCGGCGGGGGGAUGCCAGGGGGGGUUUGCUUGUCUCUCUCUGUAGCCUGUCGUUUUAAGAUCCCCAUGAAUGACACCCUUGUGCUUCAGGUGGUGACCGCUGACCAUGCACAGCUGAUGGUCCCCUUGGUCCUUGAGAAGAACCUGUGGUCUCCGGUCCCGGGGGAAGAUACCAUCAUGAAUGUGCCUGGCUUCUGGCUGGUCCGCCGGGAGAACCUGGAGUACUUCCCCCGGGGUAGCAGCUAUUGGGACCGCUGUGUCGUCGGGGGCUACCUGUCCCCUAAGGCCGUGCUGGAGACGUUCGAGAAGCUGGUGGCAGGCUCCAUCAACUGGCCGGCCAUCGGCAGCGUGCUGGACUACGUCAUCCGGCCGGUGGUGCCCACGGAGACGCUGAGCCUCGAGGUGCAGUACGAGACCGACCGUCGGCUCUAUGUGGACUUCCUGCCCUUGCUUGCCAUGGAGGACGGCGUCUCGCUCAUCGCCAAGCCGCACCGCUGGGUCGAGCGCCACGAGAACCUGUGGCGGCAGAGCUUCCGGGCGGCGGAGACGGCCAAGCUGCGUGCCCUCGACCAGGAGGAUGCCGGCUGCCGCUGCCUGUGCCUCAAGGUGGCCAAGGCUGUGUGCCGGCUGAACCCGGCCCUGUGCCGCCUCUCGUCUAGCCAGCUGACCAACGCGCUACUGCUGCUCAGCGAGGCUGACGGCGACUGGACUCAGGAUGCGCUGGCCGACCGCUUCCUGGAGCUGCUGCGCGCAUUAGUGGGACACCUAGAGGCUGGGAGGCUACCCUGUGCCCUCAAUCCCAAGGUCAACCUCUUCUGCGAGCUGACUCCUGAGGAGGUGGACGAGUUGGGCUACACGCUCUACUGCGCUUUGUCCAGCCCCGAGGCCCUGCUGAGGACCACUUAAGAUGGGGCCGCCGUGAGCCAGCAACAAGCCGACUGCCGUUUCCUGCGUACGGCCUUGUGACGGCCACCUCCCUGUGGCCUCACACCCUGACCCAACAGCGCCGUGUGGUAAUGCGUCUCACUCUUCGGUUUCCUUUGCUCUCAGUCCCUUGACUCUUUUGUUAGUCUUCCGUUGGCAAGAUGAAGAUCCUCUCUCAGCCCCUCUGCCGAGUCGUGUGAUUGGCUGCUCCGCUGGGAUUACACACCCAACCAAUAAAAUCAAAAAUAUGAAUGAUUUUCACUUUAUUCUGUUUGGAUUUUCCUCCUUUAUGCCUAGGAUCCUUUUCUCCAUCCUCCUCCUGCAACAAGGAGAUAGGAUGAUGUUUCACUCGUGAACUAGCAGGACUUUAAGACUCAGGGCGUCGUGUUCUGAAGGCCCCCAUUGCAGAGGGGAGGUCAGGAGAGUAAAGCCAUGUAUCCACAAUCCGUCACCUGGGCCCCCUUGCAGAGCCAGGUCAGACAUGCACAGAAAUGACAUGUCUGGGCGUGUCUGUGCCCUGCGAGUUUGCGUCUUCGAUUUCCUAGGUUUCCACACGAUCACCGACCCGUGUUGCAAAACAGUGGCUGUGUUUGUUUUCAGUAUGUGCCGAUAACAGUGUUUCCCUCUGCUGUUUGAGUCUCGCUGGGUGUCACGUUCCCGUAUAUCUUGACAACGCGUUGCUGAUGAAGCUUGACAACUGGACAAAAGAAACCGCAAAGCUGAUAGAGGUGUGAGUAGAGGUGUGAGUAGAGGUGUGAGUAGAGGUGUGAGUAGAGGGACGAUCGUUUUACCUGAGGCUGGCUACGGUGUGUUUUUUUUCUUUUCUUUUUUUGUUUGAACAGAAUCAGAAUUUAUUUUAAAACCAAAUAGACCAUGGAGAUUUGAGUGAGAAUCAUCUCUUUGGUGGGGUGGGUGUUUCAGGAAGAAACAAGGUGUUUGCGUGUGUGUGUGUGUGUGCGUGUGUGUGUGUGUGUGUGCGCGCGUGUGUGUGCGCGCGUGUGUGUGCGCGCGUGUGUGUGCGCGCGUGUGUGUGUGAGUGCGUGUGUGUGUGUGUGCGCGUGCAUGACUCUAAUGAAGGGAGAUAAGGAGACGGAGGAUGUUUGUGGUCAGCGGUGAGAUUCUGCACUUGAUUAACGGAGAUUCGGCCCGGCCCGCUGUGCUUGCUGUAAGACCUUCAUCAUCUUCCUCUUUGCACGCUGGCCUCUUGUUUUCUGAACCUCUGUUGACCACUGUGUCUCAUCCUUUCACUAAAGCAGUAUGAGAGCUUUUUAUUUACUUUUUAUGGUGACUUUUCUGGCAAGUGAUGAAAUUUAAUAAAGAAGUGUACAAUAUAUCUGUAGACUCUACUAUUUUUCUAUUUAUUGUAUGGAUGUAGCCAGUAUGUCACUAACGCUACCAUGUGGAACUGCGUCACGGGGAAAUUUGCACAAACGUGGACAUGUUGAGAACUUGUGUCCUAUGCAGACUUUCUGCUUUUGACUCAUUCUGAUGUGUUUUUGGCAGAGCUCAGGCCCCUCUAGGUCACGUGACCCUCUGCAUGCCUUUUAUCUGAAGCCUCUUACUGAAGCCCCAAUUCGUUAAUGUCGGUCAGAACAGCUCUUUGGGUUGCCGAUCUGUAGAGGGCGGUGGCUUCUGUUUGUCCAGCUAGGACUCUGGUAGUUUUGAUGACUGCAUGAGACGUGUGUUUUGGUUAAAUGGUCACAUCCUACUAGCUUCCAGGAAGCCCCAGAGCAGAGAUAAGGGUCACAUGCCAGACUUGCACCAGCCCUUAAAUCUUAGCCUUGUUUUUGUCCUCUAACCUGAAAAUAAAGGUGCUCUUAUGCUGUAGUUUUAAAUAAUAUGUAUAUAUUUUUUGCCAAAAACCUGGUCAGCCCACAGAUGCUUGCAGUAUGGUUAAACAAUAACUGUGUUUCUUCAUCUGGUUUUUGGUAACUAUACAACAGUCUGUUUUGUUCCAUGAAUGGUCUUUUGAGAGCGGACCCUAACUGUUCUUUGUUUUGCGUUUUCUGUCGAUUGACGCAGAAAGUCACCUGCCCCGGUCAAAUGAGAGCCCUGAGCUGUGACAAUCUCAGACGUGCCUGUCAUGGGACCCCUACGGCAGACAGGAGUGAUUGUGUGAAACACAAACACAGGGAAGCAUGGUUCUUCGUAACCUCGGCCUGCUCUGGGCCUGCAGACUUAGUUUCCAUGGUUAUAGGUUCCUGUCCACAUCGGGCCGCCGUGUACAGGAAGUACAUGUUUCAAAAGAGCCAUGGAUUGUGUUCUGUUUUUCUGUGCUUUAUUAAAGGAGAUCAAGUCGG
Messenger RNA from Paramormyrops kingsleyae, 4161 nucleotides. Lineage: Eukaryota; Metazoa; Chordata; Actinopteri; Osteoglossiformes; Mormyridae. The record is from RefSeq and is a predicted model, not a curated record.